Molecule: messenger RNA, 1774 nt
Organism: Gadus morhua (Atlantic cod)
Lineage: Eukaryota; Metazoa; Chordata; Actinopteri; Gadiformes; Gadidae
Gene: doc2b
Product: double C2-like domains, beta
Biological process (GO): exocytosis; regulation of calcium ion-dependent exocytosis; spontaneous neurotransmitter secretion
Cellular component (GO): membrane; synapse
Source: RefSeq, a predicted model, not a curated record
GGGGGGGGGUGGGGGGGGGCGGAGAAGAAGAGGAGGAGUAGAAGGCGACCGCAUGCAUGACACAACGCAAAGGCGACAAGCCAACCAUCAGCAUCCAGGAGCACAUGGCCAUAGACGUGUGCCCCGGCCCCAUCCAGCCCAUCAAGCAGAUCUCCGACUACUUCCCCCGCUACCCCCGGGGUCUGCCCCCGCAGGCCGUGGUCGCUGCCGCCGCCGCUGCCUCGCCGCCGCAGCCUCAGCGGCCGGCGCGAGCCCGUCCGGGUCCCCGCGCUCCAACUUGUCCACGUCGUCGGGCUGCUCCGCGGCGGCAGGGACCGGCGGGGGCGGGGCCGACUCGGACAGCGACCCCGGCCAGUUGGACCGCACCGGCGCCACCGCCAGAAGAGGAGCCCGACGUGGAGGGAUACGACUCGGACGACUCCACUACACUGGGGACCCUUGACUUCAGCCUCCUGUACGACCAGGAAAACAAUGCACUGCACUGCACCAUCAACAAGGCCAGGGGCCUCAAACCCAUGGACCACAACGGACUCUCGGAUCCCUACGUCAAGCUGCACCUCCUGCCAGGGGCCAGCAAGGCCAAUAAACUUCGAACUAAGACCCUGCGCAACACGCUGCACCCCGUCUGGAGCGAGACACUGACCUACUACGGCAUCACCGACGAGGACAUGGUCCGGAAGACCCUCAGAAUCUCAGUGUGCGACGAGGACAAGUUCCGCCACAACGAGUUCAUCGGAGAGACACGCAUUCCGCUGAAGAAGCUCAAGCCCAACCAGACCAAGAACUUCUACAACUGCCUGGAGAAACAGCUGCCGGUCAACAAGACAGAGGACAAGUCCCUGGAGGAACGCGGCCGCAUCAUGAUCUCCCUCAAGUACAACUCCCAGAAGUCGUGCCUGGUGGUGGGCAUCGUGCGCUGCGCCCACCUCGCCGCCAUGGACGCCAACGGCUUCUCGGACCCCUACGUCAAAACGUACCUAAAGCCAGAUGAGAACAAAAAGUCAAAGCACAAGACCACUGUGAAGAAGAAGACACUUAACCCAGAGUUUAAUGAGGAGUUCUCCUACGACAUCAAGUACGCCGACCUGACCAAGAAGACCCUGGAGGUGACCGUGUGGGACUACGACAUCGGCAAGUCCAACGACUUCAUAGGCGGGGUCUCCCUGGGCAUCAACGCCAAUGGCGAGCGGCUCAAACAUUGGUUCGACUGCCUGAAAAACAAGGACAAGAAAAUCGAGCGCUGGCACACGUUGACCAAUGAACUGCCCGGGUCGACGUUCAACGACUAACUACACUCUCUCCCCCCCCCCCCCCCCCCCCCCCCCCGCUCCUAUCCCUCCUCGUCCGUCUGGAGGACUCCUGGUCCCAGCGAGGGUAGCAUAUGAAGAUGUCCCCGCCUUGCCUUGGAAAUGUCCCUGCUGUCUCUCCUCGUGAGUGUUGUCCUAAGACCCGACUCCACCAGCCUCGACGUGCUCUCCCACUUCUGCCUGCAAAAGACGAAAUGUACACUCUUGAUGAUGGUCAUCUGUUUUCGAUCCGUAACAACCAACACCUUAUGGUUAAGCAUGUGCACGAGUCAACCCAUACGUGCGCGUGGGGAAUGUAUGCACGUGUGUGCGUGUCUGAACAUGCAUGUGUGUCUGUGUGUGUGAGGGCGUGUGUGCAAGCAAACAAUAUAAAAUCGGAAGAACAACAAAUCAACAAUAUGAUACAGCGAAGGGUUGCCUGACAACCCUUUCUUUAACGAUACAAUGAUUUGCAAAAAAAAAAAAAA